This is a messenger RNA of Vavraia culicis subsp. floridensis, 603 nucleotides long. RefSeq lists its product as uncharacterized. NCBI's taxonomy places the organism in Eukaryota, Fungi, Microsporidia, Pleistophoridae. Bases 148 to 498 code for a protein of 116 amino acids. The transcript has a single exon. The record is from RefSeq and is a predicted model, not a curated record.
GCAGUGCGAGGUAUAUCAUACACACCCUGUGUUGCACCAUAAAAUGAUCGUACCUCCGUUUGUUUACGAUCACUCUACCUACGACAAUUCUGUAACAGCAUUGAUUAUAACAAAAAAAGUAGAAAAAGAAAAAAAAUAAACAAGCCUAUGGAAACAACCGACUUCAAAAAAGUAAAAGACGUACUCCCCCAGAAGAACACGCUCACAAUUCUGACAGAAUACAACGCAUUGCUAUCAAAAAUAGCAGAAAAACUGGUAUAUGAGAUGGAGCAGCCCACACAGUUGUCUGAGAUUAUGAACGUUAUAAAGACACAGAAGAAGAUCUGCGAGAUUGCUGAGAAUUUGUAUGAGUGCUUGCAGAGGGACGAGGUUGAUGUUGAUAAGGCUAAUGGACAGAUUGAUGCCUUGGAGAGUGCGUGCAGGGAGCAUGAGGAACAGUUUGACAGGUGUAACAGGGAAUGUGGAGAAGAGAGAAGUGAAGGUGGAAGAGGACUGUGAUGGCUAGAAAUGGUUAAUAAAUGGUAUUUUACAAGUAUUUGGUGUUUGGGAUGAAACCGGUCCGUGAGAUGAGCUGCGCCUCAAUUGAAUAAAUUUAGUUUGUAG